CUUUCCACGUCCCUAGACUCGGUCAGCUGCCCAGUCCCUUUUCGCCUGAGGCGCUCCUGUCCCCUGGGAACUGCGGCCGCCCCCUCGUAGCCGGUGCCCUCUGCCCCCAACCCGCGCUGCAGGGAAUAGCGGGGCUAAGGGGAGCCAUGGAGAUCUGAACCGAAAGGAACCUUGGAGGACGAAUCAUUUCGCCUCCUAGGGACUUGCUCUUGAUUUCUUUGCGGGUAGCUGGCUUCUGCAGAAACCCAAGAUGAAAGUCCUCUCCUCCCCAAGUGCUCCAGGCGCCAUCCGGCGCUUUGUGUGUCUACGGCAGAGGAGGAAAGGGCGAGAGGCGAGAGAGUGGGUGCGGGGAACCGGGUGGACAGCUUCGCCUGCAAUGCGUUGGGCCUGAGGAGGUCAGUGCUGAAUUCAACAGUUCCCAGAAGCCGGUCCAGCCAUGGCGACUCCGUCCGCUGCCUUCGAGGCCCUUAUGAAUGGAGUGACAAGCUGGGAUGUCCCCGAAGAUGCCAUCCCGUGCGAACUGCUUCUUAUCGGAGAAGCCUCCUUCCCGGUGAUGGUGAACGACAUGGGCCAGGUCCUCAUCGCGGCCUCCUCCUAUGGCCGAGGCCGCCUGGUGGUGGUGUCCCACGAGGACUACUUGGUGGAGGCCCAGCUCACUCCCUUUCUCCUCAACGCAGUGGGUUGGCUUUGCUCUUCCCCCGGGGCUCCUGUGGGUGUGCACCCCUCCCUUGCACCUCUGGCCAAAAUCCUGGAGGGCUCUGGAGUGGAGGCGAAGGUUGAGCCGGAAGUGAAAGACUCCCUGGGAGUUUACUGCAUUGAUGCCUACAAUGAAACCAUGACUGAGAAGUUGGUCAAGUUCGUGAAACAUGGAGGAGGCUUGCUCAUUGGAGGCCAAGCCUGGGAUUGGGCCAACCAGGGCGAUGAUGAAAGGGUUCUGUUCACGUUCCCAGGGAACCUCGUGACCAGUGUGGCCGGUGUAUACUUCACCGACAACAAAGGGGACACAAGCUUCUUUAAAGUCUCUAAGAAGAUGCCCAAGAUCCCAGUCUUGGUGAGUUGUGAGGAUGAUCUCUCCGAGGACAGAGAUGAGCUCCUGCAUGGGAUUUCCGAGCUGGACAUCACCAAUUCGGACUGUUUCCCAUCCCAGCUGCUGGUGCAUGGGGCUUUAGCCUUUCCCCUGGGGCUAGAUUCCUACCACGGCUGUGUCAUAGCGGCUGCCCGCUAUGGCCGGGGCCGGGUGGUCGUGACCGGCCACAAGGUCCUGUUCACCGUGGGUAAACUGGGCCCAUUCUUGCUCAACGCCGUCCGCUGGCUGGACGCGGGCCGCAGAGGCAAGAUCGUGGUGCACACGGAACUGAGGACUCUGAGUGGGCUGCUCGCCGUGGGGGGCAUAGACACCAGCAUUGAGCCCAAUCUGACCAGCGACGCCAGUGUCUAUUGCUUUGAGCCCGUGAGUGACGCAGGAGUCAAGGAGCUGCAGGAGUUUGUAGCCGAGGGCGGGGGCCUGUUUGUCGGAGCCCAGGCCUGGUGGUGGGCCUUCAAGAACCCAGGCGUGUCCCCGUUGGCGCGGUUCCCAGGAAACCUCCUCCUCAACCCCUUUGGCAUUAGCAUCACCAGCCAAAGCCUCAACCCGGGGCCCUUUCGUACUCCCAAGGCGGGGAUAAGGACCUACCACUUCCGCUCCACCCUGGCUGAGUUCCAGGUUAUCAUGGGCAGGAAGAGAGGGAACGUGGAGAAGGGCUGGUUGGCCAAGCUGGGUCCUGACGGCGCGGCUUUUCUGCAAAUCCCCGCUGAGGAGAUCCCCGCCUACAUGUCGGUGCACCGGCUCCUAAGGAAGCUGCUGAGUCGCUAUCGGCUCCCGGUGGCGACCCGUGAGAACCCCGUCAUCAACGACUGCUGCCGGGGUGCCAUGCUCUCCCUGGCCACGGGGCUGGCUCACUCGGGAAGCGACCUCUCUCUGUUAGUCCCCGAAAUUGAAGACAUGUACAGCAGCCCCUAUCUGCGCCCCUUGGAAUCUCCCAUCACCGUGGAGGUCAACUGCAACAACCCGGGCACCAGGUACUGCUGGAUGAGUACCGGGCUCUACAUACCCGGAAGGCAAAUUAUUGAGGUCUCCCUGCCUGAAUCCGCCGCCUCUGCUGACCUGAAGAUACAGAUUGGCUGCCACACCGAUGACCUGACCAGGGCCAGCAAGCUGUUCCGAGGCCCCCUGGUGAUUAACCGCUGCUGCCUGGACAAGCCCACCAAGUCCAUCACCUGCCUGUGGGGGGGCCUCCUGUACAUCAUUGUGCCUCAGAGCAGCAAGCUGGGCACCGUGCCCGUCACGGUUAAGGGAGCUGUGCAUGCUCCCUACUACAAGCUCGGGGAGACAACCCAGGAGGAGUGGAAGCGGCAGAUCCAGGAGAACCCAGGUCCCUGGGGAGAGCUGGCCACGGACAACAUCAUCCUGACGGUGCCAACUGCGAACCUCCGCACGCUGGAGAACCCCGAGCCCCUGCUUCGCCUCUGGGACGAGGUGAUGCAGGCCGUGGCCCGGCUGGGGGCCGAGCCCUUCCCACUGCGUCUGCCUCAGAGGAUCGUUGCCGACGUGCAGAUCUCAGUUGGCUGGAUGCACGCAGGCUACCCCAUCAUGUGCCACCUGGAGUCGGUGCAGGAGCUCAUCAAUGAGAAACUCAUCAGAACCAAGGGCCUCUGGGGCCCCGUGCACGAGCUGGGCCGCAACCAGCAGCGGCAAGAGUGGGAGUUCCCCCCGCACACCACCGAGGCCACCUGCAACCUGUGGUGUGUCUACGUGCAUGAGACGGUCCUGGGCAUCCCUCGAGGACGAGCCAACAUUGCUCUGUGGCCCCCGGUUCGGGAGAAGAGAGUCCGAAUUUACCUGGGCAAGGGUCCCAACGUGAAAAACUGGAAUGCCUGGACGGCCCUGGAGACGUACUUACAGCUCCAGGAGGCCUUUGGGUGGGAGCCGUUCAUCCGUCUCUUCACCGAGUACAGGAACCAGACCAACUUGCCCACAGACAACGUCGACAAGAUGAAUCUGUGGGUGAAAAUGUUCUCCCACCAAGUGCAAAAGAAUCUGGCUCCGUUCUUUGAGGCCUGGGCCUGGCCGAUCCAGAAGGAAGUGGCAACCAGCCUGGCCUAUCUGCCUGAAUGGAAGGAAAAUAUAAUGAAAUUGUACCUCCUCACACAGAUGCCCCACUGAAACUGAAGUCAAGAAACAUAAAAGAGAAUUGACUCAUCUCAGCAAAGAAAACUGAAGGAAUUUGGUUGUAAGUGAAGAAGAUCUCAACACAUUCCUGGAAGAGAGAAAGUGGAAGACACAAUAAUGAAAGAGUACAGCUCCUUGCAGGCAGAAUAUAAGCUGAUCUGGACACAUAACCCCAAAGAGACUUGGGUACCUGAAAAGUCUAUUUACUCAAGAAUUAUGUCCGUUGUGAAAUUGACCACCCCCCCCCCCAAUUCUACCCCAACCUCUGUGCACAGAACACAGGCAACCUACCAUUGGUUUCAAGUCUGUUGUCAUUGUGGUGGUUCUGUUGGUGAUGUUUGUGUAAAGGAAACAAAAGAACUGCUUGAGGAGAGGUAGGAGUCGGUGCUCCAAAGUAAAUUUCUCUUUUAUGGAAAUAAAUGAGCCCCUAGCCUAUUAGCUAAUUCUCUGCUGACAGCCACGAUCCCUACUCAAGUAACCAGAUGCUUUCAAUCACAGAAAGACAUCCUGCAGAAGCAGACAGACCACACAACUGCCGAGGGAGCCCAAACAACUCUAUAAAACACUUGUCGUAUUGAUUCUUCAGUGAAAAUGGUCGGCUAGGAAUUCCCAGAUAUUGAGCCCUAGGGGGAGUGGUUGGGGAAGGGACCAGGAAAGCAGCAUGGAUUCAAGAGAUUUGAAAACUAUAACAAAUUCUGGGGGAAACAGAGUUAACAUGGGAAAAAUGACUUAAGAUAUCUGUAUCUUUGGAGAGAUGUGAGGUGCAUCUGUAAGGUUAAAAACAGGAUGCUACAAAAGAAAAACCUUGAAAAUAAGAACCCUCAAACUGAAAUAAGGCUGCCAAAAAUAUUUAGUAGACAGAUUCUAAGAUAAAAUUGAGGGAAUCUUCUCAGAUGUGGAGCAAAAGGAAAUAAGAAAUAUAAAGAGAGGGAGGAGAAAAGACAUAGACAAUCAGUAUCUAACUAUUAGGAGUGUCUAGAAGAGAGAACAUAGAAAAUGUUGUGAAGAAAAAAACAAUUGAACAGAAAUAACUAAGUCUCCAAAUUGAGAACACCCCCAUACAACCUACAUCUAGACACAAUCUUGUGAAAUUUUGGAAUAUUAAGGAUGGAGCAAAGAUAUUGGAAGUGCCAAGAGAAAAGAUAAAGUUAGGUCAUCAUGAUUAGCUCAACUAAAAAGGGAUGAGAAAUAGAUUGGGAGAUUUUUCACCAGCAACACAAUGAUAUAGGCCAAUAGAGGAAUGUCUUCACAUAUGGAAAAAUCUCUGUAGCCAAAAUUCCAUAGCAAGCCAAACGAAGGAAAUUUUCUGACAUGCAAGUUUUCAGAACAUCUACCUUCUUUGCACUUGGAAAGGAAGUUCUCUCUCACCUGCUAAGGAAGUUCUGCAGCAAAAUGAAGAUGAAAAUCAGGAAGGAGGAAGAAAUGGAAACCAGAAGACAGUGAACCUCACCCAGGAUGUCUCACUCCAGAGUGACCAUUAUCCAAAGGGAAGACUCAUUCUAGAGUGACCGUUGUCCAACAGGAAGACUCAUUCUAGAGUGACCGUCAUCCAACAGGAAGACUCACUCCAGAGUGACCGUCGUCCAACAGGAAGACUCACUCCAGAGUGACCGUCAUCCAACAGGAAGACUCACUCCAGAGUGACCAUCGUCCAACAGGAAGACUCACUCUAGAGUGACCGUCGUCCAACAGGAAGACUCACUCCAGAGUGACCGUCAUGCAACAGGAAGACUCACUCCAGAGUGACCAUGGUCGAACAGGAAGACUCACUCCAGAGUGACCGUCAUCCAACAGGAAGACUCACUCCAGAGUGACCGUUAUCCAACAGGAAGACUCACUCCAGAGUGACCAUCGUCCAACAGGAAGACUCACUCCAGAGUGACCGUCGUCCAACAGGAAGACUCACUCCAGAGUGACCGUCAUCCAACAGGAAGACUCACUCCAGAGUGACCGUCGUCCAACAGGAAGACUCACUCUAGAGUGACCGUCGUCCAACAGGAAGACUCACUCUAGAGUGACCGUUGUCCAACAGGAAGACUCACUCCAGAGUGAACAUCAUCCAACAGGAAGACUCACUCCAGAGUGACCAUCGUCCAACAGGAAGACUCACUCCAGAGUGACCGUCGUCCAACAGGAAGACUCACUCCAGAGUGACCGUCAUCCAACAGGAAGACUCACUCUAGAGUGACCACUAUCCCACAGGAAGACUCACUCCAGAGUGACCAUCGUCCGAGAGACCCAUUUCAGAUGAGAGUACAUGGUCUCAGACUCUCUGAUUCUGUGCCAUAGACAUUAUUCUUGAGAAGUUGGAAUGUUUGCGAAAUGGAGGAGAUGCAUUCUUUAACAAACACAAAGGAAAACAAAACAAAAACAUGUUAAAUUCAAGUCCAAUUAUGAAAUAAUGAUAACAAAAAUUACUCAUGGACUGUAAGAAGAGACUGGAUUUGUCAUUGGCGGUAGGUAUAUUUCAUUUCAAGUGACAUAGGAAUCAUGACAUUGGAUAUGUUUGGAAGAAAAUAUCCUAGCUUCUACAUUGUUGUUGUUUAGUUGAUAAGUCAUGUCCAACUCUUUGUGACCCCAUGGACUGUAGCCCGCCAAGCUCCUCUGUCCAUGGGAUUUCCCAGGCAAGAAUAUUGGAGUGGGUUUCCAUUUCCUUCUCCAGGGGAUCUUCCCAAUUCUGGGAUCAAACCCAGGUCUCCUGCAUUGGCAGGCGGAUUCUUUACUGCUGAGCCACCAACUCUCAGUAAACAGUAUUUACAAAGCCAAAAUAAUGUAGAUACUAUUUAUUGGUAUUCAGUGCUCUGAGCAGCCUAUAAACAAAACAUGAGAGGCCUAAUCUUUUAUCCAGAAAUGAAACUGAAAGUAACCUAUCUUAUAAAGGGAAAAAGAAAGCAGAAAGAGUUUGAGAAUUCAUUGAGGGAAGAGUGGUGGAGAGAAGUGUAGAAUUACUUGUCUAUUCAAAAUGGGGGUGGAAAGUCUACAGUUAAUGGGACAAGGACUAAAGGGUUAGUUACUGUUCAAAAUUAUAAAUUAAACCAAUAGAAGCAUUAAAAGUGACAUCUAUCAAAAAAUUGUGAAAGGAUAGGCAGAUGAAAAGUGGGAAUAGUGUAAGUUAAAUCCUUAUCUUUUGUAAUCGGGAAUUAUUAAAGAUUGUCUAAAGUUAAUAAGUCAAGAAAUUAUUGUUCAAACAUAUUAUUUAAUGUUAGGAAGUUAGUUAACAGAAUAUCUAAAAAUAGAAAUUGUUAAAUGCAUCACCUCUAGGGUAUGGGACUAGUAUUAAAAGGGUGGAGUGGGAAACAGUGUUUAUCGUUUUAAGUCCUUCUGUACUAUUUAAUUUUUUACCUUGUGCAUGUAUUACUCUGAGAAAUUUUUAAUAAACUCAAAUAAAAAUCCUU
Molecule: messenger RNA, 6603 nt
Organism: Capra hircus (goat)
Lineage: Eukaryota; Metazoa; Chordata; Mammalia; Artiodactyla; Bovidae
Product: TRPM8 channel-associated factor 1
Exons: 10
Coding region: 437-3202 (921 amino acids)
Biological process (GO): positive regulation of anion channel activity
Source: RefSeq, a predicted model, not a curated record